Molecule: messenger RNA, 2106 nt
Organism: Folsomia candida
Lineage: Eukaryota; Metazoa; Arthropoda; Collembola; Entomobryomorpha; Isotomidae
Gene: AspRS
Product: aspartate--tRNA ligase, cytoplasmic
Exons: 8
Coding region: 152-1780 (542 amino acids)
Biological process (GO): aspartyl-tRNA aminoacylation
Cellular component (GO): cytoplasm; cytosol; aminoacyl-tRNA synthetase multienzyme complex
Molecular function (GO): ATP binding; RNA binding; aspartate-tRNA ligase activity
Source: RefSeq, a predicted model, not a curated record
CAACUUCCAGCCGGUCAGUGCAUGCAUUUUAUUUUUCUGCUCCUGCUGCAAUAACUCGUUUUCUUGCAAAUUAUUUAGCACUCGACGUUUUUUUAAUAGCCAAACGUUUGCUAAUUUUUGGCAAAUAGUCGGCCAGAGUUAUUGAAGAAGGAUGGGUGUUCAGGAUGGAGAAAAUGCGGCUGGAGCUGCCGAUGUUGAAGGCAAACACUCAAAGAGUGCCCUGAAGAAAGCAGCGAAAGAGUUGGAGAAAGCAGCAAAAAAGCAGGCGUACAAGGCAGAGAAAGGAGGGCCCGAGCCAUCCGAGGGGGCUGCUGGCGGUAGGGUUGAUGAACCAGACAUUUCCGAAUUCCGAUACGGAGAGCUUCCCCUGAACCAGUCGCAGAUCAAGGAGACACGAACAGUGACUCGUGUGGAAGCAGUCAACAAGUCUUUGGCUAAUAAGACGGUCUUGAUAAGAGCAAGAUUACACACCAGCCGGGCCAAGGGGAAACAAUGCUUCGUCGUGUUGCGUCAGGGAAGGAGUACGAUUCAAAUGUUGGUCGCCGUUGGACCUGGUAUCAGCAAACAAAUGUUGAAAUUCGUUACAAACGUACCCAAGGAAUCCAUUGUUGAUGUGGUAGGGGUCGUUCAGCCAGUCCCUAAGCCAAUCGAGUCUUGCACCCAGUCGGAGGUGGAACUCAGUUGUCAUGAAUUUUGGGUGGUGAGCUUGUCCGCUCCCAAACUUCCGUUACAAAUUGAUGAUGCGACUCGACGUGUUACUGAUGAUGCGGACGAGGACAACUUGAAUAUCAGAGUGAAUCAGGACACGCGACUUGAUAACCGAGUUUUGGACUUGAGGACACCUACAAAUCAGGCAAUUUAUCGGAUAGAAAUGGGAGUUUGCAAGCUAUUUAGGGCAGCUUUAGAGAAAAAGAGCUUUGUUGAAAUCCAUACUCCAAAAAUUAUACCUGCCGCAAGUGAGGGUGGUGCAAACGUGUUCACGGUGUCUUAUUUCAAGGGCUCUGCGUUUCUUGCUCAAAGUCCUCAAUUGUACAAACAAAUGGCAAUUGCUGCUGAUUUCGAGAAAGUUUACACCAUUGGCUCCGUAUUCCGUGCCGAAGACAGUAAUACCCAUCGUCAUCUUACGGAAUUUAUCGGUCUGGACUUAGAAAUGGCUUUCGACACUCAUUACCAUGAAGUUAUGGACACAAUUGGGGCGACUUUUACCGAGAUCUUCCGUGGACUUCGAGACCACUACGCCGACGAGAUCAAAACUGUCGGGAAACAAUAUCCUGCCGAUGAGUUUACCUUCCUAGACCCACCACUUCGUUUGGAAUUUCCUCAAGCUGUUCAAAUGCUGCGAGAAGCUGGUGUCGACCAAGGGGAUGAGGAGGACAUGUCAACUCCAACCGAGAAACUUUUGGGCCGUCUUGUCAAGGCAAAGUAUGACACUGAUUUUUACAUUUUGGACAAGUUUCCUCUUGCCGUUCGACCCUUUUACACGAUGCCAGACCCAAAUAAUCCAAAGGCUUCCAACUCCUACGACAUGUUUAUGCGAGGGGAAGAGAUUUUAUCAGGAGCUCAACGUAUUCACGACCCCACCCUGCUCUGUGAGCGUGCCACACAUCAUGGAAUUGAUUUAGAGAAGAUCAAGGGUUACGUUGACUCCUUCCGGUACGGUUGCCCACCCCAUGGCGGUGGCGGAAUUGGGUUAGAGCGAGUUACAAUGCUGUACUUGGGAUUGGAUAAUAUCCGCAAGACGUCCAUGUUCCCUCGAGACCCUAAACGCAUCACUCCAUAGAUUAAAAAUCCCAGUGUCAAUAACAAAUGAAAUUAACUUAUCAAACUUUGAUAAAUAUGAAUAUUAUAUCUUUCCUGUCUCUAUUAAUAAUGUGGAAGAAAUGAGUUGUGCUAUUGACAUUAUAUUUAAAUUUUUCUGUUACUUUGCCUUCAGUUCUCAUUUUCAAAACUUGAUUUGCACGCCAUAUACAAGACUAUAAUUAUGCCUAAUUUGGAAAUAUUAAGAAACCAGUGAUUUGCUUUACGAUUUAUCAACUUAAAUUUGGAUAUUGGAUUGUGCCUGUGCAUGAAUAAAUGUUUGCAAUAAAAAAGCCUAUGAAAACUGGA